GCAACUCAUUAUUAAUGCAUAGCAACCAACUUUGGAACCUCACUACCCAGAAAUUAAUCUCUACCCUCUGUGUUUUGUGCGAUUGAUUAAUCAGAGUUGUUCAGUCUUCAUGUCUUCCUACGAAAGUGGUCCCUCGAGUCCAAGUGCUCGAAGUAUGAAGGGCUGGCUCUACACCGGUUACGGGGACUUCAAAGAAGUUCUGGAGCUUGAAACCGAGCUUGGGAUCCCGAUCAUCUCUGAAGAUCAGGUGCUGGUUAAGGUUGUUGCUGCUGCCCUUAACCCUAUUGAUGCCAAGAGAAUGGAUGGCUUCCUAGGGAAAAAUGAUUCCCCUCUUCCGAUCGUCCCAGGCUACGAUGUGGCUGGGGUGGUUGUUGAGGUGGGAAGCGACGUGACAAAGCUGAGCAUCGGGGAUGAAGUCUAUGGCCACAUCAAUGAGAAGCCAUUGGAGAACCCAAAGCAAUUCGGCACUCUGGCUGAGCUCACUGCCGUGGAGGAGAGACUACUGGCAAUCAAGCCCCAGAACCUGAGCUUUGUGGAGGCUGCAUGCAUUCCUUUAGCACUUGAGACCGCCUAUGAAGGCUUAGAGAGGGCUGGUCUCUCCACCGGCAAGUCCAUCCUUGUCCUGGGCGGUUCAGGUGGGAUCGGGACCUUCGUCAUUCAGCUGGCGAAGCAUGUAUACGGCGCAUCGAGAGUGGUAGCUACUUCUAGCACAGCAAAACUAGAAUUGCUCAGGAGUCUUGGAGCUGAUGUUGCCGUAGACUACACCAAACAAAACAUCGAGGACCUCCCAGAAAAUUUUGAUGUCGUCUUCGAUGCAGCCACUGGUGGCAAGAGUGACGUUGCUGUGAAGGCUGUGAAGGAAGGCGGGAGCGUUGUAACGGUUUCUGGGGUCGUGACACCGCCAGCUCUCAAGUUUAUUGUGACUUCCGAUGGGUCGAUGCUGGAAAAGCUGAGGCCUUUCAUAGAGCGCGGACGGAUCAGGCCCGUGAUCGACCCCAACUCCCCGUUUCCCCUCUCCAGUGUCCUUGAGGCCUUUGAACUUCUCGAAUCUGGACGUGCCAUUGGGAAGAUAGCCAUAUAUCCAAUACAGUGAAAGGAUGUACUAGUAGUAACUUAGUCAUUCGAGGUCGGGGCGAUGCUUGCUGAAUAAGUUGAUUUAUUAAUGGAAUUGACAAAUCUAGGGUGUUGUAUUUUCCUUAUAUGAUUGUAAAUCUACUAUCUGCAAACUAAUUUCGGGAGCUCAAAUACGUACAUUAUUAGUGAGAAGAAGCUCAUUUCAGUUCUUGUUAAAA
This is a messenger RNA of Punica granatum (pomegranate), 1292 nucleotides long. Lineage: Eukaryota; Viridiplantae; Streptophyta; Magnoliopsida; Myrtales; Lythraceae. The record is from RefSeq and is a predicted model, not a curated record.